Sinocyclocheilus anshuiensis is the source of this 4227-nucleotide messenger RNA. RefSeq names its product lysine (K)-specific demethylase 6A, like (gene kdm6al). The coding region runs from base 302 to 4069 and encodes 1255 amino acids. The transcript is spliced from 29 exons. NCBI's taxonomy places the organism in Eukaryota, Metazoa, Chordata, Actinopteri, Cypriniformes, Cyprinidae. Gene Ontology annotation, cellular component: MLL3/4 complex. Gene Ontology annotation, biological process: regulation of gene expression; heart development. The record is from RefSeq and is a predicted model, not a curated record. Gene Ontology annotation, molecular function: chromatin DNA binding; histone H3K27me2/H3K27me3 demethylase activity; RNA polymerase II cis-regulatory region sequence-specific DNA binding.
CGUGGGUUCGCCUGUGUGACACAAUUACAACAACUUUAAUCCGCUAGCGAACACAACUUUGAGAUUGUUUGAAUACGUUCCGCGUUUUUGAGUGUGCAGGGCCGCACGUCACGCAUCAACACUGAGCCGCCGCGUCACAGUUUGUUCCUGCAAAACAAUGUGAGACGACGCGCCGCUGGAGGGCAGCUCGCUUCGCACGGGUUCAGACGCUGAGGCGCGUUUCACUGGAGAAAAAGUUCGCGUUUAUUGUGGCUUUUGGACGCACGGAGCUCGCCUUCCCUCGAUUUCGCGGCGCGAUUCCAUGAAAUCGUGCCGAGUGUCGCUCUCCGUCGCCGCCGCUCGCCGCCUCAGCGCCGCUGGUGAUGAGGAGAAGAAAAUGGCGGCGGGAAAAGCGAGCGAACCCGAGGAGGACGCGCCGCGGCUGAGCGCGCAGGAGAGCGACGCUCUGGCCCGCGUCGACAGCUCUCUGUUCGGAUACCAGCGGCUUCAUGAAGAUGGCGCCAGCAUGAAGGCCCUGCUCGUAAAGGCUGUUCGCUGCUACGAGUCUCUCAUCCUGAAAGCUGAAGGAAAAGUGGAUCCCGAGUUUUUCUGCCAGCUGGGUCAUUUCAACCUCUUACUGGAGGAGUAUCCGAAAGCAUUAUCGGCGUACCAGCGGUACUACAGUUUACAAUCAGACUACUGGAAGAAUGCUGCCUUUCUGUACGGCCUCGGGAUGCUUUACUUCCAUUACAAUGCGUUUCAGUGGGCGAUCAAGGCGUUUCAUGAGGUGCUGUACAUCGACCCCGGCUUCUCGCGCGCUAAAGAGAUUCAUCUGCGUCUCGGCCUGAUGUUCAAAGUCAACACAGACUACGAGUCCAGCUUAAAGCACUUUCAGCUGGCCCUCAUCGACUCCAAUCACUGCACUUUGUCCAAAGCGGAGAUUCAGUUUCACAUCGCGCAUUUAUACGAGAUCCAGAAGAGAUACCGUGCAGCCAAAGAGGCCUACGAGAGUCUCCUGCAGACGGAGGACUUACCUGCGCAGGUGAAGGCGGCGACCUUACAGCAGCUGGGCUGGAUGCAUCAUACGGUCGAGCAGCUGGGAGAUAAAGCUAAUAAGGACAGCUACGCCAUCCAGUGUCUCCAGAAAUCUCUGGAGGCCGAUCCGAACUCUGGCCAGUCCUGGUAUUUCCUCGGCAGGUGCUACUCCAGUAUUGGGAAGGUCCAGGAUGCGUUCAUCUCAUACAGACAGUCCAUAGACAAAUCAGAGGCCAGCGCAGACACGUGGUGCUCGAUCGGGUGCGUAUCUGUCAGAUCCAUCAGAACUGCUGAUGUUUACAUGAAGAGCUCUUCGGCCAUCGUUACUCGCACUCAUGUCACACUUUUAUACAGGUUCAACAGGAGCCACAGGCGCCUCAUCUUGCCGUUUUUCACCCAGAGUUGUCUUCAGCAUCACAAUCGAACACACUCUCUCUUCACUGGUGUAGAUGUUCUCUCUCUGUCUGUCUCUUCACGUGUCUGCGGUCUCUCUCAGGCAUGUAAAGCUCAGCCCGGGUCGUCAGGUGAGGCUCAUGGCUCCGGUCAGUCGCUGCCCCCCCACGUGAGUGCGCUGGAUCAGGCUGAGGAUCAGUCCAGUCCAGCCAAGAGGGAGAGGACCGCCAGCCCAGCCAAGAGUUCUUCAGAGGCUUGGACCCACAGUUCAGCACAGCCACGAGCUCCCAACUGGUACCUGUCUCCUCAGAAGCUGCAGUUGCUGGAGCAGUUGCGAGUCAACCGUGCGAGUCUGAAGCCGCUUCAGCUGCAGAUGUUGGAGCAGUUGGAGGCUCAGCUGUCAGCCAUGCACCAGCAACAGUUGAAGCAAAGCUCUUCUGGGCAAAUACGAGCCAGCCUCCCCAACGGCCCCUCACUGCCUGCUCACCCCGCUCCGCCGUUAGCCAACGGCCCGCAGCCCCCUUCAGUCGGCAAUAAUCACACGCCAGGAACCAGAACCAACGGAGACGUGCCUUACCUGCACCCCAACACACUACCUCACAACUGCACAAGCCCAGGAGACACAUGGAGGAGCCAGCGUCUCAACUCCGCUCAGGGGCUUCAGAAAGGUCCGGGUUCGCAUUGGGCAGGUCCUAAUGGAGACCGGAUUCUCUCUUCCAGUGCUUCAGCCGACGGCGGCCCUCACAAUCAGGUUGGACUUCCCGCCACGACCCCAUCGGAGCCAGCUGUCAAUCAUCUGUCCUCUCCUUCCUCCACGUCGUCCCCCGCUUCUUCCUCCUCGCAAACGGCUACCUCAGGUGCGCCCCACGGCACCAGCCCGACCAAAGAGAGCGCCGCCCUACAGGCCAACGGUUCCACUGCCACCAACCACCACAGCCCCGACCGCUCCAGCGCCUCCUCGCCCGCCUCGUCCCCAUCGCCCCGCUGUGCUGCGCCGGCCGCCGUUAACGGGAGCGGAGGGGGAGCGUGUUCGGAGGACUCUCAGAGCCCGCUGAAGCUGGAACCGCUGGAGCUCUGCAUCAAAGCAGCUCUCAAACCGUCUCGCUCGUCCUCCACCGUCUCCAUUUACCCCACAUCCACAGACGUCCUGAAGGCCUGCAGGAAUCUUGGGAAGAACGGUCUGUCGAGCAGCAGUAUCCUGCUGAAUAAGUGUCCGCCGCCGCGGCUUCCUCCUCCUCCGUCACCGCCGCUCGCUAAAGACAAACUCAACCCGCCGACGCCGAGCAUCUAUUUGGAGAAUAAAAGAGACGCAUUCUUCCCGCCGCUGCACCAGUUCUGCACCAACCCCUCCAACCCUGUCACCGUCAUCCGCGGCCUAGCUGGAGCCCUCAAACUAGAUUUGGGCCUGUUCUCCACGAAGACACUAGUAGAGGCAAACCCGGAGCACCUGGUGGAGGUGCGGACGCAGCUGUGUCAGCCGGCCGAUGAGAACUGGGAUGCCAGCGGUCUGAAGAAGCAGUGGCGCUGCGAGAGCAUACGCUCCUACACCACCAUCUCCACAUACGCACAGUACCAGGCCUCGUCCUUCCAGGAGUCGCUGCGGGAAGAGAAUGAGAAGAAGGGCCAGAAGGAGCUGUCAGACUCUGAAGCAACGUCAUCAGAAACUGUUUCCAGGAGGCAGAAGGGUCCUUUAAAACAAGUCAAGUUUGGGACGAACAUUGACGUCUCCGAUGAAAAGAAGUGGAAGCUGCAGCUGCAGGAACUCGGUAAGCUGCCUGCGUUUGCGCGUGUGGUGUCUGCUGGGAACCUGCUGAGUCACGUGGGGCACAGCAUUCUGGGUAUGAACACGGUCCAGCUCUUCAUGAAAGUCCCAGGCAGCAGAACUCCAGGCCAUCAGGAGCACAAUAACUUCUGCGCCGUCAACAUCAACAUCGGGCCGGGCGACUGCGAGUGGUUUGCCGUGCCGGAGCCGUAUUGGGGCGUGAUGAGCGAGUUCUGUGAGAAGAACAACAUCAACUUCCUGAAGGGCUCGUGGUGGCCGAAUCUGGAGGAUCUGUACGAGGCUAACGUGCCGGUGUACCGCUUCAUCCAGCGGCCUGGAGAUCUGGUGUGGCUGAACACGGGGACGGUGCACUGGGGUCAGGCCAUCGGCUGGUGCAAUAACAUCUCGUGGAGCGUGGGCCCUCUGACCGCGUAUCAGUACAAGCUGGCCGUCGAACGUUACGAGUGGAACAAACUCCAGAGCGUCAAAUCUAUGGUUCCCAUGGUGCAUCUGUCCUGGAACUUGGCGAGGAACAUUAAAGUGUCCGACCACAAGCUGUUUGAGAUGAUCAAGUUCUGUCUGCUGCGGACGCUCAAGCAGUGUCAGACGAUUAAAGAGGCGCUGGUGUCUGCUGGGAAGGAGACCGUCUGGCACAGAAGAAGCCGAGAUGAGCCGGCUCAUUACUGCAGCAUCUGUGAGGUGGAGGUGUUUAACCUGCUCUUUGUGACGAGCCACAGUUACUCCAGGAAGUCCUGCGUGGUUCAGUGUCAGGAUUGCGCUCGGAAGGCCAGCAGUGAGCUCGACGGUUUCGUGGUGCUGCAGCAGUUCAGGAUGGAGGACCUCAUGCAGGUUUACGACCAGUUCUCAUUAGCUCCUGUUCUGCAUUCGUCUUCAUCUUGACAUUAAGACGCCGUACAUGUGGAGAAUAUCGCAUUACAGGAACUCUCUAAACGGACCAUUUCUGAUAUUCAGGACCGUGGCGCUCGUCUCUCGUGUGGCUGGGGACCAUCGGAGAGCACGGGACCGUCGACUCAAGUGGCUGUGUGUGUCUAUGCAAC